GAUUUUCGACACCUGGAUCAUAAAUGGAACGCCAUUUUUUCUUAGACUUGGGGUCUGAAGAUGCAACCAAUAUACGUUCUGAAUUGUUUCAAGUUAUGUUUACUAUUACUACUUUGCACGGCAGAUUCAUCGCCCGAUUCUAUUUCCGGUUCAAAUGAGGGAAAUAUUAUGAGACUUGAUGCAGAAGACAAUAGGGAGCCAGAUGAUGAUGCAGUCGGAAUUGAUGAUGUGGUUUCAAACGAAGCAGUCGCUGAUGAAACUAGGAACGCAGACACAAUAGAUGAACCUGUAGAAGAUGAUGAUCAAGGCAAUAAUGAACCGAUUGAUGAUGAAAACGAAAAUAAUUUACAAGGUGAUACUCAAGACGCCAACGAACAAAUAGAUGGAGUUGAUGCACAAGGUGAUGAUCCAGAUGACAAUAACCCAAUUGAUGAAGAAGAAACAGAACAUGAGGGACAAAAUGACGAGCCAGGUGAAGGUGAAGAAUCACUUAACACGGGCGUGCAAGAUAAUGAUGUACCACUUGGGGAACAGGCUAACACGUUUAAAAAUGUAGAUCAGAUAUCAGCUUUCAAAUUAAACAAGGUUGAAAUAGAAAAGUUUAAAAUAUGGCCGGAAGCUAAAGUACCGUACUUCAUCGACGAGUUUUCUUAUGACAAAGUUCUUCGAGACAAAAUCCGCAGCUAUCUGGACUACGCGCAACGUCGUACAUAUAUACAUUUUCACGAGCUCACUGAGCCGCCGAAGGACGAAAAUGAAAGAUGGGUAUUUUUCGUCAAUCGAAGAGGACAAUUAGACUGCAAGGACUAUUCCACUAAAUCCUUCACAAAUAGUGGCGUCCAGAAAGUGACAGUUGGCUACGAUUGCCUCAGACACGGGGGAAAGAUGGCGGCAAUAGUUCUGGCGUUGUUGGGCGUGCCACCUCAACACAACUCGCCGGAUCGUGGUAACUCUAUUACCAUUUACGGGAGCAAUAUUAUGCCAGAAAAGUCGGGUUUAUUCAAGUUGUUAACAAAUGACGAAUGGCUGUUCCAUGAUUUUGAUUAUGACUAUGAUAGUGCAGGCCACUACCCGGCACAUAAAUAUACUGCAAAUGGAGACAGAACUAUAGAUAUUAGGAGUGAUAAAUAUAGGACAGGUUUCCCAUCUUUUGACAAUAUUAUUAACACUGAAGAACCAAAAGAUUACAGUCCAGGUGAUAUAAAUAAAAUAGCAUCGCUUUAUAAUAACAUUAUAUUCAAAGCUAAAAAGGCCCUCAAACUUGAAGACUGCAAAGCUUUAUAUCGACCAGGGCCCGGAUUUGGAAAUACCAGACUGACACAGCUAAAAGAAAUACCUGAAAGACCAAAACCGAAACAGUAUCUCUCUGCGGUUAAAAAGUUAUAUGCAUAUCUGGACUUUUAUGGUGAAACACUUAGUUCACUAGAAGAUAAAUAAGUGCAUUUGCAGGAGCUUAUACCUAAUACCUAUUUGAAAAGAAACCAAAAUAAUAAACGCUUAAAACUGAAAACAAUGAACAUCGAAAACUUUCUAAACCCAUUUAAAAUCAUAAUUUGUGACCGUCUAUCGCGAAUUUAUUUUGUUCUACAAUGUGGGGCACGUGACGAAAUAAUUUAUAUACCUACGUGAGAUGAGGCUUUAAAUUAAAAAAAAUCAAAAUUUACACUUACUCGUAACAAGAAAAAAAAUCUAAAAUUUAAAAACUUUUAUGUCUACCUUCAACUUUUUCAUGCACUUCCGACGGGUAGUUAUUCGUAUGUCUGUUUUGACAUUUAUAAUAAAUUCGCGAUAUACCUGUGGCGGGCACGGAUUCGCGCACUCGCGCAGGCCUGUGUCGGCAAGGAAAUUGUCGAUUUCUUUUGUUUAGAUUUUAAUUUUAGUAUAUAAAAUUCUACUAGGGAAUAAAUUAAAAUAUUUUAUUAAAUAUUAUUUGAUUA
Molecule: messenger RNA, 1937 nt
Organism: Cydia splendana
Lineage: Eukaryota; Metazoa; Arthropoda; Insecta; Lepidoptera; Tortricidae
Exons: 8
Coding region: 61-1437 (458 amino acids)
Biological process (GO): proteolysis
Molecular function (GO): zinc ion binding; metalloendopeptidase activity
Source: RefSeq, a predicted model, not a curated record